AGGGUAGCUCAAAAUAGCAGCCUAAACCAGGAGGUAAUCUCUUGGUUCCAAGGCAACAUGAAAACAGUCCUGUCUUAAGAAGCUUUGGAGAGCCUAGCAACGGCAAACAGAGGCAAUCAAAUGGAGUCAGACAUGACUGUGCUGCAGUGUGAAAGCAGCGAUUUCCAUUCAGUGAUACUCAACAGGCUUGUGAAUCUAUUUCCAGAAUGCUAAAGAGACAGUUGCUCAGGAGAAGAGUCCAACAGCAUAAACUCAGGUGAGACAACACAGCACUGGGUUUUGAAAGAAUACGGGAAAUCACAACAUCAGCUUCAACAUGAAAGAGCUUGUCCUUUCACUCCUGAGCCGAGGAUACGGUCAUGUGGUUCACUCAGAUGGCAAAAGACAAUAUGGAAGACUGGAAGUCUGUUUUGAACCCGAGGACUACUUCAUCUGGAAAUCCCAGCCUCCUCUGCUUCGCUUUACUAGCAGUGGACGGCUGAUUAGUGGGGUAGAGACCACACCCCCGAAAACCUACAGCACAAGGAGAGGACCACUUAUACUAUUCUCAGAAGAUUUUGCCUCAUCAUUCUCCCAACCUGACACAGUCAAAAGGAAGGAUCUGGCUUUUGGGGCUUCUAGACAGGAAGCAGAGUUUGAAUUCUAUUCUCUUCGUGAUCUGACUGAAGCCGCUUUAGUGUAUAGUAAAAAACAGGCCAAGGUGGAAUGUCAUAUGAGCAUGACGCCUAUGUUGCCAGACCCCAAACCUGGCACAAAGCACUUGCAGGCACACCAGAGGCCCGGAGAUGAGCACAGCUAUCUGAACCAGACUGUUGGUGAAGUAGAAAAUGAAGAGGAUCCUGCUUUCUUCAGACGUCAAGGUAACUGUCCAUACCCCAGACCAGAGCAGGUGCGAUAUCAGCCCCGCUUCCUCUGUUUUCCACGGCCUAAUCGUCCACCGCCUGGUCCUCUCCCGCUCUUAACCCCAAGUCCAGCACUCAGAGGACUACCAGCAACCUCCAUGCCAACAGGCCCAGAGGACCGCUCUAUGGCCAGAGACAGUAAGACCAGUUUCAGCGCAGAGGUAGUGACACUCAAAGCUCAGAUGAGCCCAAUUCCUGAAACUGAUGCUUGGGAGGAGCGUACAGAACAACCUGAGGAUCACAAUGUUUACAUGGUUGCAGAGCAUUUGACUGGCUACCCAAAGGACUUAAACGGUCAAUGGAAACAGAGUGCAAUAGAUACAGGUGGUGAGGAAGGUGGACACGCUCCACGAACAGCUCUACGAUCUUUGGGUUGCAGUCACCUUUCAAAAGUCUCCAAUGACAGAAGGCAAACAGAGGGGGGCUGGCAUCCAAGUCCUGUUAAACAGAGUGGCCUUCAUCUACCACCCAUUAAGCAACCUCCUCUUGCAGACGCAGCGAACAAGGACUACAGGCUCAAAGCUGUGAACAUGACUCAAGAAAACCACAAGGAGCCAAUACCACGACUGCCAGAUAUACAUCAGCCUGAGGUUAGCACUGAGACUGCUGCUCCCAAACCCCCAGAGAGAACUGUACUUAAGAAAGUACUUGUGCUGCUCCCUUUUGAACCAAUGGAACAAGAUGGUCUUUCUGGCCUUCCUAAGGAAAAAGAAGAAAUUGAGGAUGUCCUGUGUAGUGAUGUGGAACAGAAAGUUGAGUUGAAGAGGACAGAAGAGAACAGGCCCAUUGAACAUGGGUGCAGGCUAAAAGCAGCACAACAAGACAUCCUGAUAGGGUUUGAACCUGAGGAGGAUAAAGAGCAGACUGCUGUAGGCCCACUGCCUCCAUUUAUAGGUCGUAGAGGUCUUGGAAAACAGUGCUCUAUGGCACACCACAGACAAGACCCACAUGACACUGCAGAUCAGUCAGAGUCUCAGCCUGGCAUUAUCAGAGGCAGCCUUCCUCUGGAGCUAAGAGAGUGUCAGAAAGAUGGACUCCUGGGCACCUUAAUAAUGGGUCCUGCUGGGGAAAUCAUAUGCUUGUCUUUCUGGGAUGCCUUAACUGACACCAAGGACCACCCAGCUCUAGAGGAUGCCAUGAAAGAACACGGUGUUUUGGAGGAGUCAUGGACCAUCUUGGACCAGCUAGCAGAGCAAGCUACACAAACAGGAGGAAUGACUGACAGAGAAGUGGAGGCUAAGCGAGGUCACAAGAAACAAACCAGCACUAACCCAGAGGCUUGUGUACCGGAGCAAAGAAUAGAAAAGACAAACAACUAUACAGAAAAUCGGCCCUACAGCAGUGAGGAAGGUAUCAUGCAACAGACAGGAGGAAGGGCACAGAGGCCACAGCCUAAGGCCAGACCAAGAUCUGGGUCACCACCUACACCUGGGUCUGAUAGCAGCAUUCAGAAAACAGCUCUUUCCAGGUCCACAGCAGCAGAUGAAAAUAUUGCUAAAACAAAGCUUCAAACUCAGACAGAGUCCUAUAAAAAGACAGUCAAGCCCAGAAAAUCAGGUAAAUUAGACAACGCUGAUGACCCCCACAUGAGUAACGUAAAGAAGCAAAAGAUUACCCGGCAUGCCAACAGAGACACAGAUGUUGAUGCAGAGAAUAUGGCUAUGGAAUUAAAUGUAGACAGUACGGACACAGAGUCACAAGACACCAGUUUUAGUAAUGAAAAAGAUUCUGGUCCAAUACAAAAGAAAAAUAAAAACACAGAUGGUGAGAAAACCACCAAGUCCACAAAGUCACCAAACACAGCAGAAAAAAUAAAAAAUAAAUCUAAAGGCCAAGUGGCAUUUGUUGUGGGUAAACCAAGGCAGUCACAGGAAGUAAUGCAAACUGAAAGGAAGAAAUAUAGCUCAGAGAGACAUGAGAAGACAGUAUCCAAAAGACUAGUGAAAAAGUCAAAGGAGAAAUCGGCAGAUGAUUCUUCCUGUGGUUCUUCUGAAUACACUGUGGAUGACAUGGAAAGCAGAGAGGUCUCACCUGUCCAAAAGAACUGUGAAGCUAGACACAGUCCAGAUAUUGAUCAGGAUUUCAUCCAUCAUGAGAAGUGUGUAGCAGGACACAGUAUGGAAAGUGAUGAUCGGGUUGCUGUCUCCAGAGAAGAUGAUGGAACUGAAGAUGUUGAUCAUUUCUCUGAGAUCGACAUAUCUGCAGCUUCUUCCAGAACACACAGUUCUGCCAAGUCCUCCUCUACAAGCACCUGGAGCAUUCGGAGAAGCAGUGUGUCAUCAGAUACUGGCCUGUAUAGCCCAGUACAACUUCCUCAUCACUUCCCACGUCUCGGUGUCCCAACACACCAUCCUGCAUCCAACCCUGACAAGUCUAAAUCAGCUGCUGAUGCUAAGAGCAGAGCAGAAGCCAUCAAGCAGAGGGAAAGCAGAGUGGCAGCAGCAGUGGCUGAAAAGGCAGAACGCCGUCGGAUGGAGGUGGAGAAGAAGAGGAAGGAAAAAGAAGAGGAGAAAGAAGCAGAGAGGAAAAGACAGGAGGAUAAAGAUCUGACAGAAGAGAGAAUGCGGCUGGAGCUGGAGGAGGAGGGGAGACAGAGGGCACAGCAGGCCAGGUUGAGAAAGCUUAAAGACGAAGAAGAGAGACAGAAACAGGCUGAGAGAGAGAAGGAAGGACAGAGGGGUGAGCAGCCUGAGAUGGAGAUGGAGAGGAGGAGGCAAGAAGAAACAAAGAACAAGAAGAGAUAUUUAGAUCGACUUCAGAAAGCGAGGCACGAAGAGGAGAUAAGAAGAGCAGCUGAGUUAAAGCGUCAGCACGAGGAGGAGGAGGCUCGUAAGGAGGAAGAGUAUAGGAGAUUGCAGGAGAUGGAUGAGAGCGAAAGACAGGAGUACUUACGCAGAAAGUGGGAGGAAGAAGAGGAGAGGAGGAAGGCUGCAGAGGAGAGAAGGCACGCACGGGAGGAAGCAGCCAUGUGGUAUGAGGAGUUAAAUAGGCAAAGAGCAACACUGGAGCAAAACCUCCAGUUCCACAGAGGACUGUUUGUUGAGACAGAGGGUCUGAAACAGAAGCAGAGCAUCUCUCGGCCCUGGGUCUUUUCUUACUUCAGUCGGCUGAGAUUUGCACACUAACAUGUUGUAUGAGCAGUAAAAUAAAAUUCAUCAUAUUCAUAUAUUUUGCUAAAAUUUAAAAUUCAUUCAUAUUAAAUACGAAUUAUAUACUCAGAAUAUAGAAUAUAUAUUACAUACUCAGCGCUGCAUUGAUCUGUCUGUUCCAGAUCAACAGACUGUUACAGUAACAGUAAUCAGCUAUAGUUUUUUAGGAAUGUAAUAAUAUUUUUACACUUCAUGUUUUUUUUAUGUUCUUAAUCUGUUAAAAAUGUCAAUAGUCACUAGUUGAAGUGUUAAAAUAUAAAGUAAUCUGGUUAUGUAAGUUGAUAUGAUGCUUCUCUUAUCUGCUGGCUAAUUAAGUAUUAUUGUUUCAUGUGAGUGAUCAAAAAGGUCAGGAUAAUACAGUGUCCCAAUAUUUCAGAUAGUAUAGAUAUAAUAAUUGAUUUCACUGACAGUCCUGUAACAUUGAUGACAUUCCCUUAGACACUUACUUCUCAGGACCUUUUAUACCAGGACCUUUAUAAGAGAUCAGUGAUUUUCUAAUUUAACUACAAUAGUGGCAACCAACCCAUAUAUAUUUAUGUGUAUAUAUUUGGCUAUUUAAAAAAAACAAAAAAAAAAACAAAAAACAUUUUUUACAGUCACGUUUUACAGUACAUUUAAAUGUAAACUGUAAAUGUGAGCCUCAAAAUAUGUUAAUAUUAUUAUCUUUUUGCUCUGAACGAUUUUUUGCCAUUGUCCUCGUCCUCAUCUUUAAUUAUUAGCAGAGCUAGCAUAAAUAACAUGCCUCCACAAAACCAUGCUAGAGGUUAGACUGGAUACUCUAACUUUCCUUGGGUGUGAAUGUGGGUAAAUGCUGCCCUCUAGUGGACGUUUCAUUCAGCGUAAAUUCUGUUACACGCUCUGUGUUUCCCCUAAAUGAAGAGCAGUGUAUAAAGAGGUUACUGAGAGUGACUGAGUGAGUAUUCAUUUAAUAUGACUAGUUCUCCUCAGCACCAUACACUCAACAUCCACCAUCCAUCUGUGUAAACUUUACAGACUGAGGGUAAAUAAUUGCAGGAGAUCAGCUGUCUCUGAAGUACUCAAACCAGCUUAUUCGGCACAAACACACAUCAUAUCUGACAUUUGAUGUAAAUCUUAAAUUAAGCUCUUGAUCCGUAUCUGCCACAUGUUUGGAUAACUGCAUAAAUGUGCAUGUGUAUAUGUGCAAUGUUCCUAACAAAGUAGAUAGUGAGAAUAGAAUUAUUCACUCUGUUCUAUGUUUGAGAAAAGGAUUCAGAAAUCUGUACAGGAAAUAGGAAUUAAAUGGUCAUUCCAUUGUGGUUCAGUCAUA
Molecule: messenger RNA, 5339 nt
Organism: Tachysurus fulvidraco (yellow catfish)
Lineage: Eukaryota; Metazoa; Chordata; Actinopteri; Siluriformes; Bagridae
Exons: 23
Coding region: 317-4027 (1236 amino acids)
Source: RefSeq, a predicted model, not a curated record